AUGACAACUAAAACAAAUCAAAAAAGGAUUCGAGAGGUUCUUAUGACAAAUAUUGCUAAUGACUAUCACAAAAAUACUUGUAAGGAUGAUGAUUGGUAUUCUGAUCUCGAUUAUUCUGUUUGUGAAUUAGAAUUCGAUGACACAUCUACUGAUAAAAAUAUUUCGAAAGAAGAUGAUUCAUCCGAUUUUAAUAUCAGUGAUGAUGAUAUACAUAUAAAUAUUCAACCUAAAUCAAUGGAACAAGAUAAAUCUAAGCAAAAACAACUAAAACACUUCCUUCGUGAUGUUGAUUGCAUUAUGUUUUAUUCAUUGUAA
This is a messenger RNA of Rotaria sp. Silwood2, 315 nucleotides long. The record is from the annotation of a GenBank genome assembly. NCBI's taxonomy places the organism in Eukaryota, Metazoa, Rotifera, Eurotatoria, Philodinida, Philodinidae.